UGGGGUUAGGACGAAGGUGCAAAGUGCCCGAAAGAGACAAGUGCAUCUUAAUCUUCACCAAAAUAUAACAACAGUAUAGAUUUUAGACCCGCACUGGACUCGUUUUAAGCUUUUAAAACUUGUCCGGUGGCUUGUUUCCACUCAGGACUACAUUUCCCAGAUCGACCCGGGCCGAUGACGUACAAUUUAUGCGCCGAUCUUUACAGUCUUUCAGGAGAUCUUUAUUAGCUACAUGGUUAUUACAAAAUACUAAGGAAACAUCCACUGUGGGCACCAUUAGCUCGUUAGCACACGUCACCAUGGUGAUGAAGUCAGCAGUCGAGGAUGAUGAUGCUGGCUGGGGGUUGGGCAUCCCAGAAAAGAUGAAGAACAAUGCCAACUGGGUUGAUAUUACACAUGAAUUCAAGGGCGCAUGCAAAGAGUUGAACCUUGGAGAGUUGCUUCAUGACAAACUGUUUGGCCUGUUUGAGGCCAUGUCAGCCAUAGAGAUGAUGGAUCCUAAGAUGGACGCAGGAAUGAUUGGAAACCAGGUCAACAGGAAAGUGCUCAACUUUGAACAAGCCAUCAAGGAAGGUGCCAUCAAGGUGAAAGACCUUAGUCUUCCUGAACUUAUUGGGAUCAUAGACACAUGUUUCUGCUGUUUGAUUACGUGGCUAGAGGGACACUCCCUGGCGCAGACUGUGUUCACCUGUCUGUACGUGCAUAACCCCGACCUGAUUGAGGAGCCAGCCCUUAAAGCCUUUGCCCUGGGCAUCCUUAAGGUGUGUGACAUCGCCAGAGAGAAGGUCAACAAAGCUGCUGUGUUUGAGGAGGAGGAUUUCCAGGCCAUGACCUAUGGCUUCAAGAUGGCCAAUAAUGUCACAGACCUGCGGGUGACAGGUAUGCUGAAAGAUGUGGAGGAUGAGUUGCAGAGGAAAGUUAAGAGCACGCGUAGUCGACAGGGUGAGCAGCGAAACCCGGAGGUUGAGCUGGAGCAUCAGCAAUUUUUGGCACUUUUCAAUAGAAUCAAGUUCACUCGCCUUCUACUGACUGCACUGAUCACCUUCACCAAGAAAGAGACCAGCUCGGUUGGCGAGGCCCAGAAGCUCGUGGCUCAGGCAGCUGACCUCUUAUCAGCCAUUCAUUCCAGUAUUCAGCAUGGCAUCCAGUCACAGAAUGAUACCACCAAAGGAGACCAUCCCAUCAUGAUGGGCUUUGAGCCCCUGGUAAACCAGAGACUGCUGCCACCUACCUUUCCUCGCUAUGCCAAGAUCAUAAAGAGGGAGGACAUGGUGGCCUACUUUGGCAAACUCAUAGAACGCAUCAAGACCGUCUGUGACGUGAUCAACACCACCAACCUGCAUGGCAUACUGGACUUCUUCUGUGAGUUCAGUGAGCAAUCUCCCUGCGUGCUCUCCAGAUCUCUUCUUCAAACAACGUUCCUGAUAGAUAAUAAGAAAGUGUUUGGGACCCACCUGAUGCAGGACAUGAUUAAAGAUGCUCUGAGAUACUUCGUCAGCCCACCUGUCCUCUCCUACAAGUGUUGUCUGUUCAACAACCACCAGGCCAAGGACUACAUUGACUCCUUUGUUACGCACUGCUCCAGGCCAUUCUGCAGUCUGAUCCAGAUCCACGGACACAACCGAGCUCGGCAGAGAGACAAGCUUGGUCACAUACUUGAGGAGUUUGCCACACUGCAGGACGAGGCAGAAAAGGUGGAUGCAGCCCUGCAUAGCUUGCUGAUGAAACUUGAGCCUCAGCGACAGCACCUAGCCUGUCUCGGCACCUGGAUCCUCUACCAUAACCUGCGGAUCAUGAUCCAGUACCUGCUGAGUGGCUUUGAACUGGAGCUGUACAGCAUGCAUGAGUACUACUACAUCUACUGGUACCUGUCGGAGUUCCUGUACGCAUGGCUGAUGUCCACUCUGAGCAGAGCAGACUCCUCUCAGAUGGCAGAGGAGCGGAUUCUGGAGGAGCAGCUGAAAGGACGCAGCAGCAAAAAGACCAAGAAGAAGAAAAAAGUUCGUCCUCUCAGCAAGGAGAUUACGAUGAGUCAGGCAUACCAGAACAUGUGUGCUGGCAUGUACAAGACUAUGGUAGCUUUGGAUAUGGACGGGAAGGUGCGUAAGCCUCAGUUUGAGUUGGACAGUGAGCAGGUUCGCUAUGAGCAUCGUUUCGCCCCCUUCAACAGCGUGGUAACCCCCCCACCUGUGCACUACAUUCAGUUCAAGGAGAUGUCUGAUCUGAAGAAGUAUAAUCCUCCGCCAGGCUCCGCUGACCUCUAUCUGGCCGCCAGCAAACACUUCCAGCAGGCCAAGCUCAUCCUAGAAAAUGUGCCCAGCCCAGACCCUGAGGUGAACCGUAUACUGAAGGUGGCCAAGCCCAACAUUGUAGUCAUGAAGCUCCUGGCUGGAGGCCACAAGAAGGAGACCAAGGUGCUCCCAGAAUUUGACUUCUCAGCUCACAAGUACUUUCCUGUGGUCAAGAUUAUCUGA
Molecule: messenger RNA, 2474 nt
Organism: Morone saxatilis (striped sea-bass)
Lineage: Eukaryota; Metazoa; Chordata; Actinopteri; Moronidae
Gene: naa35
Product: N-alpha-acetyltransferase 35, NatC auxiliary subunit
Exons: 24
Coding region: 189-2474 (761 amino acids)
Biological process (GO): N-terminal peptidyl-methionine acetylation
Cellular component (GO): NatC complex
Source: RefSeq, a predicted model, not a curated record